Messenger RNA from Didymodactylos carnosus, 634 nucleotides. NCBI's taxonomy places the organism in Eukaryota, Metazoa, Rotifera, Eurotatoria, Philodinida, Philodinidae. The record is from the annotation of a GenBank genome assembly.
AUGAAAUAUCAGUAUUCUACUGUAUUGGAAGAAGCAAAAGUUGAGUUACAUUGGUCUGUGAAUAAUGAUGAUAUUAUAUUUGAACUACAUGCAGCAACAACAGGAUGGAUUGCACUGGGAGUUAAUCUUGGUAAGUUUUCGAUUACAAAAAUCAACAGAGAUGUUCUUUUCGAAUAAACAGUAUACCAAUUAGAUUCAACACGAUCUGCGAUUGUACAAGUUAAACAUUACAACCACUCCAUUUAGUGAAUACAGAACCCUUAUUAUGAACUUUGACUAAAAACAGUUCGGAUCAAAGUGUAGGAUGAAGUACAUAAGAGUCUGCUUAUUGGAUUAUCCUUAAGAUCUGUACUUUAGUUGUGAUAACUAUUAACUUUUCCAUAUUGAAAAUCAAAAUCAUUGAAAUUAAACGCUAUUUUUGACCCAUAGAUUAUUUUUAAAUUGUGUUGCGGCAAUCGGAACGGUAGUGUCAAAAACUCUCAAAAAGUUGAAUUUUUUACUAAAAAAUGCUACACUUGUGAUCACAAAUCGAAUACUUUGUUUUCGUUAGUGAGGGAAGCUUACUGUAUGAGCACAAAAAUAAAAGCAUCUAGAUAUCGUACAAUCACGUUGUAGCGAGAUAUAAAGAUGGAUC